Cornus florida is the source of this 1752-nucleotide messenger RNA. Its product is annotated as disease resistance protein RGA2-like. Lineage: Eukaryota; Viridiplantae; Streptophyta; Magnoliopsida; Cornales; Cornaceae. Gene Ontology annotation, molecular function: ADP binding. Gene Ontology annotation, biological process: defense response to other organism. The record is from RefSeq and is a predicted model, not a curated record. Bases 1 to 1752 code for a protein of 583 amino acids. The transcript has a single exon.
AUGGCACAAGCACUUGCAAGUGAAAUUGUCAAGAAGUUGGGUUCCGCCCUUCUCCAAGAGAUGGGACUUGUGUGGGGGAUGAAGGAUGAACUUGUCAAACUCAGAAACACGGUUUCCACAAUCGGAGCUGUUCUUGCUGAUGCAGAGAAGCAGCAAGACACUAACAAAGAGGUUGCAGACUGGCUGGAAAAGCUCAAUGAUGCAUUUCAUGAUGCUGAUGACGUGCUCGAUGACUUCUCCACCCAAGUUCUCCGACACCAGGUUACGACACAGAACAAAAGACUAAAGAAGGUGCGCAAUUUCUUCUCAAGCUCAAAUCAGCUUAUUUUCAGUAGUAAGUUGGCUCAUGAGAUUAAGGCUGUUAGGGACACACUAGAUGCAAUUGCCGAAGAUAGGAAAAAGUUUCACCUCACUGAACGGCAGAUGCGAGUUGAGAACAUUAAGAGAGAGGAGACUUACUCUUUUGUUCGUGCAGAAAGUGUUAUUGGAAGGGACGGUGAUAAAAUGGCAAUUGUACAACUUUUAUUGGAAAGCAAUAUUCAAGAUCAGAAUGUGUCACCUGUUGCAAUAGUUGGAAUUGGGGGACUAGGAAAGACCGCACUUGCACAAUUAGUAUAUAAUGAUGAGAGGGUCACUAAACAUUUUGAAAUUAAGAUGUGGGUGUGUGUUUCUAACAUCUUUGAUGCGAAGGUCAUUGUAGAAAAGAUGAUAGAGGACAAAACACCUGAAAACCUUUUGAUGGAUAAAAUGCAAGAAAAAAUUAGUGAAAAGAAAUUUUUACUUGUGUUGGAUGAUGUUUGGAAUGAGAAUCGUGACAUAUGGUUACAAAUGAUAGAUCUGUUGGUGGGUGGUAUGAGAGGAAGUAAGAUUUUAGUAACUACUCGUUCUGAGUUGGUUGCAAAUGUUAUAGGAUCAAAUUCACCAUAUAUUUUAAAAGGCCUGUCUAAGGAGGAGUCCUGGUCUUUAUUUGAAAAAAUGGCAUUCAAACAAGGAAAAGAGUCGGAGAAUAUAUUUCAAGUAGAAAUCGGCAAGGAAAUUGUUCGGAAGUGUAAAGGAGUCCCUCUUGCCAUAAGGGCUCUAGGAAGCCUACUAUACACUAAAGAUACAAUGGAUGAGUGGUUGGUUUUUAAAAACAAUGAUUUGUCAAAAAUAGCCGAAGAGGAAGAUGUUAUUUUUCCAAUACUGAAGUUCAGUUAUGAUUAUCUUCCUUCGCAUCUGAAGAGAUGUUUUGCAUUCUGUUCCUUAUAUUUAAAAGAUCAAAUUAUUGAUAAGCAAGAAUUAAUCCAAUUGUGGAUUUCAGAGGGAUUCAUUCAGGGACCGGUGUCUGAAAAUCAGCAGUUGGAGGAUGUUGGUGACUUGUAUUUUAUGGAUUUACUUAGGAGGUCCCUUUUUCAAGAUAUCCAAAGAGAUGAAUGGGGUGAUGUAAUAAGUUGCAAAAUGCAUGAUCUUGUUCACGAUCUUGCGCAAUUGGUUGCGAAGGCCAAAUUUUUCAUGGUGAAUUUGGACGUAGAAAAUGUCGUGAAUUUGAAUGUAGAAAAUGUUGAUGCAAGAAUUCGUCACAUGUCACUUUAUUCCGAUGUAAAUUCGACCCACUUGGAUAGAGCUAACAAGUUACGGACAUUUUUUUCCAAUGCUAAAUAUGUUCAAAUGUUGGGUAAGUUGACUUUUGAAAGGUUCUUUCAAGUUUUAAAAGGUUACGUGUAUUGGAUUUACAUUCGGUGGAGGUGGGGAUGGGGAAGAUGCCUUAUAUAG